AUGGCGGCGCCGCCCAACUCCACCACCUUCUCCGGCGACGUGUGGGCGGAGCUCCGCCUGGCCGACGCCCGCGACGUGCCGCACAUCCACCGCCUCACACACCAGAUGGCCGAGUUCGAGCUCCUCACCGACCUCUUCGCCGCCACUGAAGAGCUCCUCACCACCACGCUCUUCCCCUCGCCGACGCCGCCUCCCUUCACCUCCUUCACAGCCCUCAUCCUCGACCUAUCCCCCUCCCCCAUCGUCCCGGACGCCUCCUCCACCAUCGCCUCCCGCCGCCUCGACCUCUCCGCGUCCCCGCUCGCGGACCCGGAGGCCGCCGCCUUCGCCUCCCCGCGCGGCGGCGGGCGCGUCACGGCCGGGUUCGUGAUCUGCUUCCCCAACUACUCCACCUUCCUCUCCAAGCCCGGGCUGUACGUGGAGGACAUCUUCGUGCGCGCACCCUGGCGCCGCCGCGGGCUCGGCCGGAUGAUGCUGUCUGCCGUCGCCGGCAGGGCGGCCGAGCUCGGGAUGGGGCGGGUGGAGUGGUGCGUGCUCGACUGGAACAAGAACGCCAUCGACUUCUACGAGGGGAUGGGCGCCGAUGUGCUCCCGCAGUGGCGCAUCUGCCGGCUCGCCGGCGCAGCGCUGGACAAGUACAAGGGCAGCCAGGAGGAGGCCGCCGGUGGGAAGGCUGCAGAGUAG
This is a messenger RNA of Miscanthus lutarioriparius, 684 nucleotides long. The record is from the annotation of a GenBank genome assembly. NCBI's taxonomy places the organism in Eukaryota, Viridiplantae, Streptophyta, Magnoliopsida, Poales, Poaceae.